AGCGCACGAGCCGCUAUUUAAACGGCUGCGACAGGCGGGGCUCGCGCACUGCUGGUCCGGAAAGGUUCUCGAGCGUCAGUAAACUCUGAAACGUGCUGAAAAAAUGCUGUGCAGACUGUCACGUUACAUCAACUCCAGUGCUUCAGUAGUGAACCGAAGCCUGAAGACAGCAGUUUAUUCUGCCACCACAGAAGCACCAUUAAAAACUGAGAAGGCACUGACUUCAGAUGAAAUUUUUGUACGUGAAGAAAAGUAUGGUGCACACAACUACCACCCACUGCCUGUAGCUUUGGAGAGAGGAGAAGGAGUUUAUGUAUGGGAUGUGGAAGGCAGACGAUACUUUGACUUCCUGAGUGCUUACAGUGCUGUGAAUCAGGGCCAUUCUCACCCAAAGAUCAUUGCAGCACUUAAAGCUCAAGUUGAAAAACUUACCCUCACCUCACGAGCUUUCUACAAUGAUGUACUGGGAGAGUAUGAGGAGUACAUUACCAAACUGUUUGGCUAUGACAAAGUGCUACCAAUGAAUACAGGUGUGGAAGGAGGAGAAACUGCUUGUAAAUUGGCUCGCAAGUGGGCAUACGAUGUUAAGGGAAUUCCAAAAUAUAAAGCAAAAAUAAUUUUUGCAGCUGGUAACUUUUGGGGUAGGACAAUGGCUGCUGUUUCGAGUUCUUCAGAUCCCAGCUGUUAUGAUGGAUUUGGACCAUUCAUGCCUGGAUUUGAGCUUGUGCCCUAUAAUGAUUUAUCAGCAUUAGAGCGGGCAUUUCAGGACCCCAAUGUUGCAGCAUUUAUGGUAGAACCAAUCCAGGGAGAAGCUGGAGUAAUCGUUCCUGAUGCUGGCUACCUUCAAGGAGUGCGAGAAAUGUGCACAAAAUACAAUGUCCUGUUUAUUGGAGAUGAAGUACAGACUGGACUUUCUAGGACUGGCCGCCGAUUGGCAUGUGACCACGAAAAUGUCAGACCAGAUAUUGUGGUUCUUGGAAAAGCCCUUUCUGGAGGGACAUAUCCAGUAUCAGCAGUAUUGUGCGAUGAUGAAAUCAUGCUAACCAUUAAACCCGGUCAGCACGGCUCUACUUAUGGUGGGAAUCCAGUGGCAUGCCGUGUUGCUGUUGCUGCUCUUGAGGUUCUUGAGGAGGAAAAUUUGUCAGAGAAUGCAGAGAAAAUGGGCAAGCUCCUUCGAGAUGAACUGAUGAAACUUCCUUCAGAUAUUGUGACUACUACGAGAGGAAAAGGAUUAUUGAAUGCCAUUGUCAUUAGAGAAACAAAAACUUUUGAUGCCUGGAAAGUUUGCCUUCGCCUACGUGAUUAUGGUCUCUUAGCCAAGCCGACCCACGGAGACAUUAUUAGAUUUUCACCACCUCUCGUUAUUAAGGAGGAUGAAAUAAGAGAAUGUGUUGAUAUCAUUCAGAAAACUAUCUUGUCCUUUUGAAGGAAAUUAAAGCCACGUUGUAAUAUCUUUUGAAGGUUAAACUGGAUUUAGAUUUGUAGCAGGCAUCCUCCAGCUAACAUUUAUUGUUGGCAAUAUACAAAAUAUAACUAGGCUUCUGUUUGAGAGAUUGCUAAGCAUCUCAAUUCUUCAUAUUUACAUCUUGAGCAGUUAUAGUGGUCAGAUAAUACUUGGAAUAUUUGUAAACCUGUUAAAUUUGAAAGCUGUUCACUUUACUUGGGUGGUAGCUGGUCUGAAGUGAAAUUGCAGUCCCAUUCAUCUUAAAUGGGCUCAAGGUCUCUAUCGUUGGUGCUUUUUUAAAAUCUAGACCGUCAGAAAAACAUUGCUGUUGAUCUGUAAGAUUUGGGUGGGAAAGCCUGUGUGUACUCUGGAUUAUUAAGUUCUCAUAGAACGAAAACCUGAAUUGAGAAAGUGGCAUAUUUUCAUUAAGCUGAUCAAAGCCAUAUUUUAGAAACUUGAAUGUUGUGCUUUGGGUGGACAAUACAUUAUUGAGUGGUUACUGAGCUGGUUGUAUUUAAGAUAGGUAGGGAGAAUGCUUGUUCAAUCCUGAAUGUUUAAAGUGGUUUUGAAACCCUGUCUGCCAGUAACUUGCAAAUGCUCAUAGGAAGUAGAGGAUACAUUUGUUUUCUUAAGUCUAGUUGAAAAUAUCUGUAGAUAUCUGUAAAAAGUUUAAUAUUGUAGAAAUUAAUGCAUUCUUGAAGAAUGUGGGGAAACAAAACCUUAAUGUAGUAUACAUCAUGAGUAAUUCUUUAAAACUGAUUGCAGAGUUCAACUGGUGUGUAAUACAAGCAUCUAAAUAAUUUUCCCAAUUAAAACAUCGAAGUUGAGAGAAGCAUACAAGUUAAUAACUUCAAUAAUUAAUGGUGCCUGUUGAGUAAUUGGAAAAAAAACUCUAGAUGCAAAACCAUGGAGUCCUAUAUGUCUCCUUUGAUAUCUUUCAGUUUUGAUGUUUACAUUAGUCACCCUUAUUUUGCUUCAGGCUACCAUGUGAGUAAUUUUGGCCCGUUUGUGUACAGCACUAACUGAUAAAUGGUCUGAAAUCUCUGCAUUUUCAUAAAUUUAAAACAUUUAUUUAAUGACCUGUUAUUAUUUGUAAUGUGUAAAUUGAUCCGUAACAAAUGUUAAUUUGAUUUCAAUGUUGCUUGAAAUGCAGUUCUCUACAUCCUGUACUUUGAAAGUGGAGUGGCUGAUGGAUUAUAAUACAAGAAAUGGUUCCCAGUCGGUGAAUUUUCUUUGAAUGUCUAGAGUUUUGGCUUUGUUCAAUAAAUUAGUGCUGUUAUGCAAAUCAUUUUCUGAUGGAA
Molecule: messenger RNA, 2745 nt
Organism: Callorhinchus milii (elephant shark)
Lineage: Eukaryota; Metazoa; Chordata; Chondrichthyes; Chimaeriformes; Callorhinchidae
Gene: oat
Product: ornithine aminotransferase
Exons: 10
Coding region: 104-1426 (440 amino acids)
Cellular component (GO): cytoplasm
Molecular function (GO): pyridoxal phosphate binding; L-ornithine transaminase activity; identical protein binding
Source: RefSeq, a predicted model, not a curated record